AUGGAACCUCGCGCGUUCGUCCUUCUUGUUCUUGCCACAGGCGUACAAGGUUUCUCCUGGGAAGCUAACCUGAUGACAUACCUGACGACAGAUUAUAACGUGGAACCGAGGCCGGUUCUUGACCAUAACCACGCUGUCAACGUCACGUUAGACGUGGCUCUGGCUAAAAUCGUCAGCAUUGAUGCGAUGAAGCAAACGUUUGACACCAACUUGUGGAUCCGAAUGUACUGGACUGACGAGACCCUUCGGUGGAACUCGUCUGAGUGGGGCGACACGCCAGUCAUCAGGAUCAGCAGCCAGAAGAUCUGGCGUCCGGACAUCCUGCCGUAUAACAGUAUCCUGCCUUAUGGGAACAACUUCGAGGACUCGUUCGCCACGAUCUACUCGGACGGAAGCGUGUCAUGGCUAUUUCCGGUCACCACCCGGACGACCUGCUCCCUAGAUGUGACGUACUUCCCGUACGACGAACAGACAUGCUCGCUGCAGUUCGGAUCCUGGUCGUUUGACGGCCUCAAAAUUGAUCUUUUUAACAGGUCAUCAUCUGGAGAUACCAGCAGCUACAAGAGAAAUGAGGAAUGGGAUCUGGUGAGCUUCGAGGUGACCCGCUCUGUGUACGUGUACGACUGCUGCCCCGAGCCGUACCCCAGUCUGACCUUCCGGGCUAACCUCAGGAGGAAAACACUUUUCUACAACAUGAACGUCAUCGCACCAUGUAUCCUCAUGCUGUUCGUCAGUCUGUUCGGUACGUGGGUGCCGGCAGGGUGCGGAGAGAAGCUGUCCCUGGGCGUCAACAUGUUACUGGCGCUGGUGUUCUUCAUACAGGCUGUCAACCAGGGUCUGCCCAUCACCUCACGGUCCAUACCGUAUGCAAGUCAGUUCUUUGGCGCCACCAUUCUGAUCGUCGCCAUCUCCGUGUCCUUCUCGUCCUUUGGCAUCAUGUUCCACUUCCACGAAGUCAACCUGAAGAAACCACCGCCAUGGCUCAAGACGCUGCUUUUCCUCCCAGGGUACAGGAUCUGGGAGCGGCGUUGUGGUAAGAAAAACAGAGUCGUUCCCUCCCCGGACUCCUCAUCAUGUGACCAUCUGGACCAAUCAGAUGGCGAGUCCACCAGCAGACCGGUGUCGUCAUGUUCUUACCCUGGGAACGAGAAAUUAGACUACGAAACCGGAGAGGAGAAGAAACCAUUACCAGAACACAGCGGGGGAAGCUUCCUGGCAAACAUCGCUAGAAACUUACAGGCUAUAAAGACUACGGCAGACAACAACGAGGAACAGGAGAGUCUUCGUGACCAGUGGCGGGCCUUGGCGCUACAGCUGGACAAAGUCCUGAUGGUGGUGAUAUUUGUAGUGUACGGCACCGUCACUGUGAUAAUGUUCACUACUCUGCCUGACGGGCUGGUGAGGUAG
This is a messenger RNA of Branchiostoma belcheri (Belcher's lancelet), 1407 nucleotides long. RefSeq names its product neuronal acetylcholine receptor subunit alpha-7-like. NCBI's taxonomy places the organism in Eukaryota, Metazoa, Chordata, Leptocardii, Amphioxiformes, Branchiostomatidae. Gene Ontology annotation, molecular function: acetylcholine binding; acetylcholine receptor activity; extracellular ligand-gated monoatomic ion channel activity. The transcript has 11 exons. The record is from RefSeq and is a predicted model, not a curated record. Gene Ontology annotation, cellular component: neuron projection; acetylcholine-gated channel complex; synapse. Gene Ontology annotation, biological process: monoatomic ion transmembrane transport; synaptic transmission, cholinergic; nervous system process. Bases 1 to 1407 code for a protein of 468 amino acids.